Pichia membranifaciens NRRL Y-2026 is the source of this 1154-nucleotide messenger RNA. RefSeq lists its product as hypothetical. NCBI's taxonomy places the organism in Eukaryota, Fungi, Ascomycota, Pichiomycetes, Pichiales, Pichiaceae. Gene Ontology annotation, molecular function: structural constituent of ribosome. The coding region runs from base 157 to 927 and encodes 256 amino acids. Gene Ontology annotation, cellular component: ribosome; cytosol. The record is from RefSeq and is a predicted model, not a curated record. Gene Ontology annotation, biological process: translation. The transcript has a single exon.
AGAGCGUAGGAGCAGUGGGUGUGUGGCAGCAGGAAGAGUAGAAGGAUAGUACUCUAAAAUUUUUCAUCAACUGCUGGUAUACACUGUUUCAACUCCAGUGGUUGUUUUCCUUGAAGUUGUGGUUUAUUUCAGCACAUCACAAACCAAGGACUCAUCAUGGCAAUCGGUAAGAACAAGAGAUUAUCCAAAGGUAAGAAGGGCCUGAAGAAGAGAGUUGUUGACCCAUUCACCAGAAAGGAGUGGUACGACAUCAAGGCCCCAACCACUUUCGAACACAGAGAUGUUGGUAAGACCUUAAUCAACAAGUCUACUGGUUUGAAGAAUGCCGCUGACGGUUUGAAGGGCAGAGUUUUCGAAUUCAACUUGGCUGAUUUACAAGGUUCCGAAGAUCACGCUUACAAGAAGAUUAAGUUAAGAGUCGACGAUGUCCAAGGUAAGAACUUAUUGACCAACUUCCACGGUAUGGACUUCACCACUGAUAAAUUAAAGUCUCUUGUCAGAAAGUGGCAAUCCCUUGUUGAGGCUAACGUCACUGUCAAGACUGCUGACGAUUACGUUCUCAGAGUGUUCUGUAUUGCUUUCACCAGAAGACAAUCCAACCAAAUCAAGAAGACUUCUUACGCCCAAUCCUCCAAGUUGAGAGAAGUCAGAAAGAAGAUGAUCGAAAUCAUGACCAAGGAAGUCUCCAAUUCUACCUUGGCCCAAUUAACUGGUAAGUUGAUUCCAGAAGCUAUUGGUGGUGAAAUCGAAAAGGCCACUCAAGCCAUCAUCCCAUUACAAAACGUUCACAUCAGAAAAGUCAAGUUAUUAAAGCAACCAAAAUUCGAUUUAGGUAACUUGUUAUCUUUACACGGUGAAUCUUCUGUCGACUCCAAGGGUAAGAAGGUUUCUACCGGUUUCAAGGAUGUCAUCUUAGAAACUGUUUAAAUCAACAAAUAACUAUUUUGUUUGUUUCUUUUAAAUUCUAAUACUUCUACAUCUCCUAUAUAAAUCAACACAAUAUAAUUUGUCCCUUAUCAAAAACUCCUGUAGUUGCUGGAUCGAAACCGCUUAUUGGCCUCAAACGAUUCUGGUGUUUUCCGAGGUAGGACGUACAAAGUCGUGGACGUCUACUUUAUUUGGUGUACAGUUCAGAGUUCAACAAAACGAUCCUA